AUGCCUACGAGCUUUUUGCUGAGUGAUCGCACUGAGUCGACUCGAGUCCGAGAACCUGGGUGUCUUGCUACUGCCUGGCCAGCCUCUCGACAACACAACCAAACUCCGGGAGUAUUGCUCUCAACUACCUCUAGUGGGGUCUUUACUACGGCUGCUCCACGCGAUCUUAUUUGCACUAGCCACUCAGUUGCCUCAACCUCCCUGGUUGCCCCCAUCAGCUCAGUCUCAGUUUCUGCCCCCAACUUCACCAACGCUUGCUCGGAUUCAUCUAUUAUCGUUUCUUCGAGUACUUCAGGUAUUUCAGGUGUGAUAUGUUAUAUGCUUAACAACUGGGUUUUUAAGCUUCUAUUUCGUGGGUUAUUUGAUUAG
Protopolystoma xenopodis is the source of this 369-nucleotide messenger RNA. Lineage: Eukaryota; Metazoa; Platyhelminthes; Monogenea; Polystomatidea; Polystomatidae. The record is from the annotation of a GenBank genome assembly.